CUGAUACUCACCAACAGCGAUGAGCCAUCGCCUGGCUUCCUUCAAGGGCCCUUCAACUCCAAACUCUUCCCCUGUGUCUCCUAAAACAACCAAGUCCCCAAAGGCUCGAUCUAAUCAAAACACAAACUUCCCCCAGCCCUCGCCAGUCCCUGAUUCUCCUUCGCGCGCAGUUGAAUCUACCUAUCAUCGCAAGAUACGUACAGCUCUGUACGAACUGCGUGCUUUGUCCGAAACUUGGGACGAUCUAGCCGUCGUCGACGGGCUGAAAGCCGCACGUGCGCUAGUCGAUGGACGGACGGAGCUCGAUAAUGCGCUGACCGCGAUUCCCGAUGGGCUGCCUCGAUCUCGACUCCUUGGACCAAAGAUAUCACAGAUGGAAUUGCGUCUGGUCGAACUCAAUGUGGUUUUGAAGAAACUGGCGCGUUCUCUUCGAAUUUCUUCUGCAACUAUUGGAACUUAUGCUGGCUUCGUGCAGCGUGCAAUCUUUCGGCGCAUGUGCGCGACAAUCGAUGGCCUGGAUGCAUUGCUAAUUGAGGCACAUCGAACCAAGGGCGCACAAUGGACUACGCAGGAACCCCUCUGGGUGACCUGGUCUAUAGACCGCUUCGUAUCAACAUUACCAAACGUUCUUAUUCCUUACCAUCGAGCACUGCACGCGUACGCGGCCCUCGUCGACACUCUCCGGAAUCAUGCUCUUCCAUUCGACGAAGCGCGCAAAGCGAUCGCAGACUGGUCUGAGCAGACGGGAUUGAACGAUGAUGGGUGGACUGGAACAUGGGAGGGAUUGUGUGCUGCCGAAGUUGGGGGUUGGGACAUCUCGUACCCCCCCUCGUUCUCGGAUUCUGUUCGAGAGCACGACGUCUGUGAAUAUCCGGUCGCCAACUAUGACAAGCUGCUCUGGGCGCACGGGAUCGCGGAGCGAGGAAAAGUUCUCCGAGUCUGCAAACUUACUGAAAGUAUGCUCCAGACCGUUGCACGAGCUUGCAGCGGUAUUCGUUUUCGGGCGGCCUCGAGCUUGGGGCAUCCGUUUGCAGUGCACCACCUGCCUCUUGUCCAUCGACGGCUCUAUGCCAGCAAAGAGAUCAAAUCCACUGCUAGUUUCGUGCCCGGCUCGAAGCAGCCUAUUACGGACGAGGCAGCGCGCGCAGAAUACUCUAAAGCAGAAGAAGCAAUGAAAACAGCAGUCACUUGGUACCGGAAGCAGUGCUCUGCAGCUGAAAGCCGCGUCAUGGGACGUGUCACGCCGUCCAUGCUGGACUCCGUCAGAGUCAAGCUCCCUGGUGGCGACAAAGACUAUCGACUCGACGAGGUUGCAACUAUCGGCGUGCGAGAUGGGUCCACGUUGAUGAUCACGCUUUUCGAGGAAGAGAACCUGAAAUUCGUGGAAAGCGGUCUGUACGACUCCAAAUUGCCCAACGUCGUUCCCCAAAAGCACGACGCGCGCACGAUCAAGAUUCCCAUACCCAAACCUACGGUUGAAUCCAACGCCGCCCUGAUAGCUGCAUCCAGUCGCCAGGCCGAAGAAAUCAGAGUCCAGAUCAGAAAGCUUCAUCAGACUAGUCUGAAACGAGGCAAAUACAAAAAGCACUCUAUCGAGCUGGAAGAAUUUCAAAAGCUGUCCGACCGAUAUGUCGCUGAGGUUGAGAAGAUCGUGGCAGACCUCAAGAAAGGUACUAGCAGUGGAGGGAAGAGGAAGUAGACUAGGACUACAUAGACAAGUCUGCACGUACCUGCUACUACUUGGAAUGAGA
Mycena citricolor is the source of this 1751-nucleotide messenger RNA. Lineage: Eukaryota; Fungi; Basidiomycota; Agaricomycetes; Agaricales; Mycenaceae. The record is from the annotation of a GenBank genome assembly.